AUGACAAACCCAUCCGAACAAGCUUUCAUAUCACACAGUACAGCUGAUUGGCCUUUAGAUUUCAGUUCCUCCACCGGAAAAACAAUCAGUGUACAGGCUUCGACGAGACCUAAUCUGCCAGAGUUCAAUGACAAUGAAUCAUCAGGAAAGGCAUCUGAGUUCGGUUCACCUAAUGCGCCCAUUCUAUCAACACCGAGCGAACAGUUUACGACAGAGCUUUAUGAAAUAGAGCUCAGAGGACAACGCUUCGUAUGCAUAGAAAUGGGUGGGGAACAGCGACUUUGUCUUGCACAGAUCUCUUCUACGUUGCUGAAAGAGUACACAUACAACGAGAUUCACAAUCGCCGCGUUGCACUUGGAAUCGUCUGUGUGCAGUGCUCCCCCGCACAGCUCGAGGCACUCCGCGAAUCGGGCGCAAUGCCACCAUCCUCCAGGAGAUGCGGAACCAUCACACUACGUGAGGCCGAACGACUGAUUAAGUCUUUUCUGGACGAACCGGAACACCCAAAAUUGCCGGACAACUAUGUAUUUGACGUAGUGCACCAUUGUGGAUGGGGAUGCUAUGGUCAGUUUGUACCGGCACGAUAUAACAGUUCACGGGCGAAAUGCGUACGCUGUAACGCCUGCCAGACGUACUUUUCUCCGAACAAGUUCAUCUUCCACAGCCAUCCACCUCAAUCCCCGCAAGCCCUAGACAGUGCCAAAUAUCGCCACCCAGAUGCGGCUAACUUCAACGCUUGGAGGCGUCAUCUAUUCCUUUCACAACACUCCGCUGAACUGAAUCUGGUACAUGCGUGGGAGGAUGUGAAAGCAAUGUUCAAUGGAGGUAACCGAAAACGGAGUUUACAAACAUCAAACGGCGAUGAUAAUCUAAAUGACGGGUGCCUCACUCAGGAUAGCUUGGCAAGCUUUCAGAUCUCCAUUUUAAGAAAUGACAUCCGGCAGAGCGUACCCAGUUCUGAAAAGAAAAAUUGUGUGGACUUCGUGAAACAUGAAUAUGUUUCAAAAGUUUUUGGUCCUAAAAACUGUAGAAACAAAAAUCCCAGAUCAGCUGUGGGAAUUGAUAAUCAGGCUCAACUGGUUCAGGAAGGAUUCAUGUUCCCCCGCAAGCAGUCACGGCAAGACAUUAAUCAAAUUACCUCAGAUAUACAGACUGCUGUUCACAGUACAUCAACACCUCUACCAAUGGUUUGUUAUGAUGACUUUCAAACCAAUCCACCAUCACAACCCUGCAACGGUCUUUUCCGAGGAACUUCAGGAAAUAAGACCUCACUUUUUUCAGGUCAAUUCAGUUCACCGAGAGAAAGUUCGCACCAGUUUGAGAUGUGGUCAUCCUUGCUUGAAAACCAGCCUCCAAAACGCCAUUUCCUGCCACAUUCUGAUAAAGGCUGGGUUACUUUAUCACCCACAGGAAGGGAAGAGUCCAGAAAAGUGCAAAAGUCAGAAGAUCGGCAUUCCUGUGGAGAUAUAGUUGAUUCAGAGUACCCAUGGACAAUGAAUUUUGCUUUACGUUUUGUCGAUUCUCUAAGGAAAACCCUUUCCGUAACAGAUGAGCCAAGAAACUUUUGUGAUCCAACUAAUGAACAGACGUCACGCCAGAUUUUAGAAUUUUCCGAAGCACAUUGUAACCACAGAAUUGGUGAACGCAAACCCAUCGCACCGGCGUCAAACAACCAAGAUGCGUCGCACCGUAGUUCUGUAGCCAGUGUGCGCGGGACUUUGGUUGAACCUGCGCCAUGGCAAUAUCCCAGCCCACAUAUAAACAUGGCACUUACAACUAACAACACACUCAUGUCACAUCGGCUGUCGCGUGGUCUCAUCAGAAGGGUCGCAUUAUUUGCUGCAUACAGCAGAGCGGAUGAGAGAAAAUCAGACUAA
This is a messenger RNA of Opisthorchis viverrini, 1878 nucleotides long. RefSeq lists its product as hypothetical. The record is from RefSeq and is a predicted model, not a curated record. NCBI's taxonomy places the organism in Eukaryota, Metazoa, Platyhelminthes, Trematoda, Opisthorchiida, Opisthorchiidae. The coding region runs from base 1 to 1878 and encodes 625 amino acids. Gene Ontology annotation, molecular function: SMAD binding; DNA-binding transcription factor activity, RNA polymerase II-specific; RNA polymerase II cis-regulatory region sequence-specific DNA binding. The transcript has 3 exons. Gene Ontology annotation, biological process: negative regulation of BMP signaling pathway; negative regulation of transcription by RNA polymerase II. Gene Ontology annotation, cellular component: nucleus; transcription regulator complex.